Penicillium digitatum Pd1 is the source of this 420-nucleotide messenger RNA. RefSeq lists its product as uncharacterized. Lineage: Eukaryota; Fungi; Ascomycota; Eurotiomycetes; Eurotiales; Aspergillaceae. The record is from RefSeq and is a predicted model, not a curated record.
AUGCCUGAAUCCGUCGCUAGUAGACUCUUGCGCGGUACUCGAGCUAUCUUCAAGUACCGCAAGGAGCGCGGUAUCCUCGUGAAAAAUAUCCGCUCCUACAUUGCCACAUUGCGCCAGAUGCCCGAGGGCAACUACCUCAUUGAGAUCACCCUCGACAUCCAGUCCCUGAAGAUUCAGGCCGACAAGGUGAAAUGGGCUUCCCAGGCUCUAGUUAUCGACGCCGCCAACAUGGCCUAUGUCACCUCCCAGGGUAUCGAGCACUUCGCCCGUACCAUCCCCCAGAUCUGCGACGAGGUCGGCCGUGAUACUCGCCGGAUGGCCCAGAUCCUCUAUGACCAUACCCACAAGCCCGUGGUCAACACCGAGCACCUAAUCGCACUUGACCUCGAGCAUGCACUAGCUGACCUGGGAUACAUCUAG